Molecule: messenger RNA, 1571 nt
Organism: Fragaria vesca subsp. vesca
Lineage: Eukaryota; Viridiplantae; Streptophyta; Magnoliopsida; Rosales; Rosaceae
Exons: 9
Coding region: 41-1300 (419 amino acids)
Source: RefSeq, a predicted model, not a curated record
AGCGAGUUCAGUUCAGACGGCGCGAAAAGCUGAGUCGGAAAUGUCGAAAUCGUCCUCAGACCUCUACGAGCUUCUCCUUCAGUUAUCGGAGCCGAUCUCCGAAGCCCUGAGCAAAGCGCCGUCACAGAGCACCGCCGUCCCCGUUAAAUCGCUACUGGAGCCGCUCCUUCCUCGGAAACCUAACCCUAACUUUGACGGAGCUAACCUCCGCGCCUCAAUCCGAGACUUCACUCUCGCCUGUGCUUUACUCUCGGCCUCUCAAUCCUCAGCCCACGAGCUUCUCACGUGGAUCCCCAAGCACCUCGCGGCAGCAGCGGACUCGGCGUUUCUGGAAUUCUCGAGAGCCUAUUCCGAUUACGGCGGGAAAUCUGGUGAUGGUUUGGUGGCGGAGUUGAUGGCGGAGGUGAUGCCGGUGCUGAAGGAGAGGAUCAAGGAGAGCUCGAUUGAUAAGUCGGCGGACGGGGAUGAGGUCUCGGCAGCGUCGGCGAGGGUUCCGGUUGGGUUUGCCGUUGUGGCUGCUUAUCAGUUUAGGUGGUUUGUUACUCAGAUUGAUUAUUCGCAUUCGGCGAAGUUGUGUGCUUUGGCUGUCCCUUGCGGUUUGACGGCUCUGGAUCAUUGGUCGCCGGAGGUUAAAGGGCAAGGCAUGAUAAGCUUUAUACAUAUCGCGAAAAGUGUAGAUGCUGCUCAUCUAGCUUGGUGUCAAGAUGCAAUUCUUGAUGCAUGCCGCCAGAAUAUUGCUUCUAGUGACAAGAUAUGGCAUCUUGUGGUGGAGAUGUCAGUACUUGUGGUGACUCGUACGCAGCAGAGUGAUCCUCGUAGUGCAUGGUUUGAUAAAAUUCUAAAUGAGAUGUUAAGUCACCUGGAGCGCCAGCCUAGGAACAAGGAGCGCCGUGUUGCAUGGCUUCGCUAUGUAGAGCCACUUUUUAUUGGUGUGGGUUUGGUGUUACUAGCUCAUUUCAGGCGCAUUUUCCCUCUUUUCUUUAAGUGGAUACAUGCUGAUGAUGAUGAGACUGUUUUACUGGUUCUCAAACAGAUUGAGACAGUUAUAAAGCUAACAUGGAUUAGGAAUACACCAUAUGUGGAAAGGUUGGUAGAUGAACUUGCUACUUUGCACAAAGAAGCAGCACUGAAAAGGUCUCGUGAAGAAAUUAGAAAUCUUGUCAGUCGUAUACUGAUCCUGCUCCAUCAAUGCAAAGGUCUGCAAUUUGAAGAAGCCUGGGGCAAGCAUAGAAAUGAUCCGAACUUGGCAACAAUUGCUCCCUCUUUAAGUGAAAGAAGAUCAACAAUGGUUUUCCAGUGAUGACCGGUCUUUAGUCUUCUGUGCAGAACGAGAUGAUGUGCAGAUACGAAUAUGAUGGGCGUGCCAUGUUUGAAUGUUACCAAUGAUAGUUUGAUCAAAUUCAUUGAUUAUGAGAAUACACGUUUGGCUUAGUUUAGAUAUGGUUAGGAUCGUUACUACCUUGAGAGCGGAUGCACCUUGUUCCUCUCUCCCUUAAUGUGGAUAUACUGGAGAAUGGAUAGAACUCUCAAGUCUCUGCCGUAUUUCUAAUUUUUCUUCUUUUUUAAAUCCU